UUUCAACUUUUUUAUUUUCUGCUUCUAGUGAAUUUUCGACGUUCUGUGUCUUAUGAAUUUAUAUUCAUAAAACCUUAUGUUUUAGUUUAUAUUAAUCUAAUUCAUUCAGUUUUCAUCUGUUUUAUGUUUGAAUUGUGAUUUCAAGUAGGAAGUUGAGAAUUGUAAACAGUGCUCAUGGUGAGAUCGUCAUGGGUUGCUUAACUUGGAUUAGAGGGUUAAAAAUCACAUUUCCAAUCAAAGACAAGGAGUUAAACAAAAUAGCAGCCUUCUUUAACUUGAGUACAUUUCUGCUGACAUGUGCUGCAUUGGUUCAGCCGAGUUGGUUCAGGAUCAGAGGCCUACAUUGUAUUGAGAGCCUUUCUCUAUCACAGUUCUUCACAUUUGAUCAAAAUGAUGAGCCAGAAAUAUCCAUUCACCAAAAUGCCGAUAUUUAUGGCCAUUUUAAUAUUAUGACUGGAACAGAUUUUAACGGUCUUCCACCGUGUACGACACCUGAGAUAAUAUCGCUUAUGAGAGUUCUAAUACUCUUAUGUUUCAUGGUGUUAAUAUGUUCCUGUGUUGGUGUGCUUAUAAACAUCACAUCACUAAAUAAGAGAGCGAUCAGAAUGUUAAGACGUAAUGCAGUACCGAGUAUAGUUUGUGUGUUUUGGGUGAUUGCAAUAGUAGGAGUUUGUUACUAUACAACAGUUGUAUUGGGAAAUGUCAAUAACAGUGAUCCUAAUGAAAUACAAGUUGAUUAUGAAUAUGGAUUUUAUACUAUAACUGGAGCUGGUUGCACUGCCCUCUUAGCUUCUGCAGCCAACCUCUGGGGCGCCCCUCUUUCUAAUGAUGAAGAUGUCCAACGUAGGAACCUAAUGGAGGAUUGGGAUGGUUAUGAAGCACAUAGUGUUGGUCCUACACCAUCAAUACCAGCAUUACCCCCAUAUACACCAAGUGCCUAUCCUGCCGGUUAUGCCCCAUCAGCCCAUCCUGCGUUUGGCCCACCUGUUUUGGGAACCCAACAGUAUUUUCCUUUUGAUGAUCUGUCCACUUUGCCACCACCCCCACCAUAUACACCCUAGGAAGUCCGAAAUAGUUAAUGCUGUUCCAAAGUUCUCAAGAGACAAUUUAAUUUUUGACAGCCAAAUAUGUCAUAAAUUUAUUUGUAAUUUUGGAAUUGGUGUAGAGACUAAUUACAAAACAAAAAGUUGAGAGAUAAAUAUAUUUUUUUUGAUAUGUGAAAUAUAAUAUUGGUCAUGUGUUCUAACAAAAAUUGAAAUUUUAUGAUGGAUAUUUAAUUAGAAGACUAAAAUUAAAAAAACUAAAAUUAUUUCUUGUAUGUAUAAUGCUUUAUGCCCUAAUUUGCAAUUUUUUUUAACAAUACUCUGGAAUGUUCUUAAAACAUCUAAAAACAUAGAGAUAAUGCUAAAUAGUGUAUCGCAAACUAAUAAAUAUUUACAAGAUUUCAUUGUUCAUAUAAAGAUAUAAAAAAUGCAGUUAAUUAAAAUGUGUAAAUUAACUUAUUAAUAUUAAACUAUAAUUUCCAUGGCAAUAAUAGUUGUUUUCUACUAUAACACUUGUGUAAUUUUAUGUAGAUAUAUUUGUUUUUUAAGUUUAUUGUGUACAGACAUUAUAUAACGUUGGUUCCAUUAUCUCUGAUUAUGUAUUAAUCUUAUGCAAGAUCAUUCAAGCAAUAAAAAAAGCCUUCUACAUAUAGUAUAUCAAAGAGAAUGUGAUAAUCAUAGAAAUAAUCUGUCUAGAAUAUAUAAUACUAACCUGUAAUUUUUUGUAUAUAUGUUAUUGUUCUAAAUUCUAAAAUUAUCAAUGUUCGCCUAAAUGUGUUUUAAAUAUGUAUAAAAUAGAUAAAAUCCUUGUGUUCUUAAAAUAGCGGUUGUGAUGAAUGUUUUAAAAAUUCUCCAUCUAUCAUAACAAAUUAAUUGUUGUGCCAUUCCAUGUAAUCUAAAAUCACCCAUUAAUUUUGUCUGUUUAUAAGUAUUAUUUUUUCUUUAACUAUUACCUAAUUUUUUUGUUAGCUAUAUUUUAAUGUAAGUUUCCAAUGGUUUAGUAUUUACUGUCUGCCAUCUUC
Messenger RNA from Pieris brassicae (large cabbage white), 2065 nucleotides. RefSeq names its product transmembrane protein 127-like. Gene Ontology annotation, biological process: negative regulation of cell population proliferation; negative regulation of TOR signaling. The transcript has 4 exons. NCBI's taxonomy places the organism in Eukaryota, Metazoa, Arthropoda, Insecta, Lepidoptera, Pieridae. The record is from RefSeq and is a predicted model, not a curated record. Gene Ontology annotation, cellular component: membrane. The coding region runs from base 189 to 1061 and encodes 290 amino acids.